Aedes albopictus (Asian tiger mosquito) is the source of this 781-nucleotide messenger RNA. RefSeq lists its product as uncharacterized. The record is from RefSeq and is a predicted model, not a curated record. Lineage: Eukaryota; Metazoa; Arthropoda; Insecta; Diptera; Culicidae. Bases 65 to 781 code for a protein of 238 amino acids. The transcript is spliced from 3 exons.
CAGAAUUUUGAAUUUGAAAAUAAACACCCUGACAUAAAUGCAGCCAUGGUAACCACACAACAAGAUGUCUUAUAGUGACCAAAUAUGUGUUAUAUUCCAGUUGAACUACAAUAUUUCUCCCUUUUGUGAAUCUGGUGUUGGCCUCAUCAGUUCUCGUUGGGAAGAAUGGAGGGAUCAAUUUAUUGCGUACCUUGACUUGAAGGGAAUAUCUGACGUUGAGGAGAAACACAAAGCACUGCUAUGCUUUGGCGGACCUGACGUGAGAAAGAUUGCUAAAGAUGUAGCCGUAAGCGGGAACCUAAUGGAUAACGCUUAUCGAUCAGUAUUGGAGGCACUGGACAACUACUACGCACCUCGGAUGACCUUACGUUAUGAACGGUUCAAAUUUCGACAAAUGACUUUCAACCCUAAAGAGAAGCUGGAUCAGUUUGUCGUGCGUUUGAGAGCUCAAGCUGCCGUUUGCAGUUUCGGAGAUCAAAGUGAGGACAUGAUAAUGGAUCAAAUAGUGUACGCGACUCAAACGGAUGAUAAACUACGGUCCAAAUACUUAGAGGUUGACACGAGCUUGGACGAAAUGUUGAAAAUCGGACGCACGCAUGAAACCGUUAAUAAACAGGUUCAAGAAUUUCGUUCCAACCCACUUGACAGCGCUGAGAUCAAUACGGUGGAUCAGUCUGUCAAACGCACGAAACCUAAACUGACCUGUGGCAGAUGUUUGGGAAACCAUCUGGCUUCCGAUACGAUAUGUCCAGCUCGAGAGUCGCAAUCGUCAAGUACAUGA